Mustela erminea (ermine) is the source of this 1082-nucleotide messenger RNA. It is a transcript of the gene C19H19orf84, whose product is annotated as chromosome 19 C19orf84 homolog. NCBI's taxonomy places the organism in Eukaryota, Metazoa, Chordata, Mammalia, Carnivora, Mustelidae. The record is from RefSeq and is a predicted model, not a curated record. Bases 15 to 581 code for a protein of 188 amino acids. The transcript is spliced from 2 exons.
ACACCCUUGUAAAGAUGGAACAGCAAGAGAAAGGGACUGGGCCCGAGGGGAACAACCUGUCCCCGCCAUCACCCAGGACUGAGCUGUGCCCCCCUGCACCUUUCCCAGCCUUGCCACCUUUCCCCCUGGGCACCCCAGAUCCAGCCCACCUGGGGCUCCCUGAGAGCUUGGCCUCUGUCACUGUCCCCAUCCGUCUGGACGCCCUCUCCUACCUCCUGCACAGCGCCCUGCUGGGGGCCUACACCCUUCAACAGUCCUUGCCCUCCUGCCCCUGCAACCCCCAGGCAUGCUGCACCCCCCAGGCAAGCUACACCCAGCCAGGCAUGGCCACAAGGCCACCCAGGGGACGCGGGGGCUGGGGCGUCCAGCGCAGGCCAGGCCGGGGCCAGCAGCGAUGGCAACCUGGAAGGGCUGAGAGGGGCUGGCCGCGGGGUUCUGGGGCUGGCCCCAAGACUCCACUGGCGAUGCCAACAUCACCACCAACUCUGCCUGGUCAGGAUGGGAAGAAGGAAGCCCGAGGUCAAGAGCCACCCCAGGACAUGCCGCCUGCUGCAGCAGAAGACUGGGAGGCAGAGUACUAGGACCCCGAAAGUCCAGCUCCCCAGACUCCUGAGAAGGGUCACCAGGAGGGUUUUCCUGGAGCCCAGGGUGACCUCAGCUAUGGCAGAAAUACCCCAAGAAACACCAUCCUCCCAUGUUUCUUCUCCCAAAACCACAGCCUCAGGAGUGGGUCUUGCGAGUCACCCCAUGAAAACUGGAGCUGACUUGGGAUCCCACACCAACAAAAGCCCUGAGCCUCAUAUCCACCCAAAGCCAUGCCUCUCCCCAUUCCCAGAACUACAGUGACAGCCCCAACCCCAUCCCCACCCGCCUCUGUAACCCCAGUCCCAUCCCCACUCUCAAUGCCAUAUCCCCAGCCCCACUCAUUCCCAUUUCCGUCCCCAUCUCCACCCUCAGUCUCAGCUCUGCACACUCUUUCUCGACUACCUCAGGCCAACCCAGUCCUCAUCCUUAACUGCCUCCUAAACUUGACCCCAAACCCAGCCCAUCUUUGAUCCCAGCCAACACCGUCCCAUCCUUCU